Closterium sp. Naga37s-1 is the source of this 566-nucleotide messenger RNA. Lineage: Eukaryota; Viridiplantae; Streptophyta; Zygnematophyceae; Desmidiales; Closteriaceae. The record is from the annotation of a GenBank genome assembly.
AUGAGCCUUGGCGGUAGGUUUAAGAGGCCACCACCACCUCCCUCACCGCCUGCUGCCUCCUCACCUGAAGCGCCGGUACCGAUCAAACUGUCGGCCAAGGAGAAGAUCGAACAGAAGUGGCUGCUGGCGGAAGCUAACUACAAAGCCAAGUGGCGACCGCUCUUUCCGUGGCUGCUCCUCGUCCGAGCCAAGGAUGGGCACCCUUCGCUCAAGUGCGCCAUCUGCCGGGCGUUCGGGAAGGAGACCACGAAGUACUCUAACCCCGGCGAUGGCGCGCGCGACUUGCAGAUUCAGACCAUGCGGAUACAUGAGCACUCGACCGUCCACCAAGAAGCUGUUGAGCGGCAGCUGGAGAUCAGUGAAGCGGUCGAGGGCAAACAAAAGCGGCUGGACGGAUUCACGAGGAGGGACGUGGAGGGCCGCAGGGUGAUUCGGCUGAUGCGCACGACGAACUUCAUCUGUAAGGUUGACGCACCGAUUUCCAUGUAUCCGCGGCUUGUGCGUUUCUUGGCUGAGCAGGAGACGCCAGACCUCCCUCAACAGUCGUACGGCGUGUACCUUACACG